Paramecium octaurelia is the source of this 1266-nucleotide messenger RNA. The record is from the annotation of a GenBank genome assembly. Lineage: Eukaryota; Ciliophora; Oligohymenophorea; Peniculida; Parameciidae.
AUUAUGAAAUAAAAAGUGGUUAUGCAAUAAAGGGAAAUUAAGUUCGAGAAGAAGAAUGGUUAAAUUGAAUCUGUUAUCCUGCCAUUAUAAUACUAAGAUUUCCAAAGGGAGAUGCUAUCAAAAUAUUAAUAUCCAGAGACAACUAAUUAUAUGUGAGACAUAUGAUUAUUCUAGAUAUUAGGACGAUAAUGAAGAUGAAAUCACUAUAGAUUCUAGUAGAUCAUAUAAUUAAAUGCAACAACGUUUACUAUAGAAAUCAAGUUAUUAAUUAUUAAAAGUGAAGGAGGAACAAGAAAAAAUAGUUAUUUAUAAGAAACAUAUGGACGUAAAAGAAGACCAAAAUUUAAGUUUUUAUGAUUAAUAAUUAUUAGAACAGAAAGGAGAUAGAGAAAAUAAUAAAGUAAAGGAAAUUGAUGAACAACUAUCAAUAUACUUUUUAAAUAAGAAUGGCGAAGUUAUAAAGAACAACCUUUUAUUAGCAACCAAUUAUGAUUAAUUUCUAAAGAAGAUGGAAAACCAACAUGGAUUUGCAAAAACAACGAAAUAUGUGUAAAUUUCUUUAUUAUUUUUAGCUUUGCUGCAGAUGGAAAUGAAGAAAUCAUUAUCGAUUCUAGUUCAUCUUAUGAUUAAAUGUUAAAGAAUUAUAAACAAGGAGCAAGGACAAGGACUUUAAAAGUAAAGAACGAUCUUCUUGAAAACCAGUCAUUAUUACAAUAAAAGGAAAUACCUUAAGAUUUUGUACCUGAUUUGAAUUAUAUUGAUAUCUUUGGUGUUAUGAAUAGUAAGUUUUUAUGCAUGUGUAAAUACCAAAGGAAGGAUCCGAGUUAAUGCAAACUUUGUAAUGGAACUGCUUUAGUUGAUUACUAAUAAUCAUGGUAAACGGAUUUAAGCAAAGAGUUCGAAAAAUUGGUUAAGAAGAACUUCCAAAAAAUACAGAAAUAUCUUAAAGAUAAUUAUUAGGAAGAUAUUCAAACCUUUACUAAUUGGAUAGAAUUCCAAUUUAAGUUAGUUGCAUUUAAAGAUCAGGAAUCAUUUUAUUUUAAAUGCAUAAGAUGUGAUAAAUUUUAUGCAAAGGCUAAGGUUGUGCAUUUUGAAAGCUUAUAAAUACCUAAAAAGCCUAUUUGUGAUAAAUGCUUUUAAUCUAAUAGGAUAGAGGGAUAUUUGACAUCUCAUGGUAAAUGUGUGCAAAAUAAUCAACAAGACGAAGAUCAGUUGCCUAACAAACCACCUAAUUUAUCAUAAUCAAUUAAACGAUAAUCACAAUGA